Colletotrichum truncatum is the source of this 2190-nucleotide messenger RNA. Its product is annotated as interferon-induced GTP-binding protein Mx1. Gene Ontology annotation, cellular component: cytoplasm; microtubule; membrane. NCBI's taxonomy places the organism in Eukaryota, Fungi, Ascomycota, Sordariomycetes, Glomerellales, Glomerellaceae. The record is from RefSeq and is a predicted model, not a curated record. Gene Ontology annotation, molecular function: microtubule binding; GTPase activity; GTP binding.
AUGGCAUGCGAGGGAAUCGGUUUAGGAAAUCAGGCUAUUUUGGCUAAGAUUGACAAGCUGAGAGAGUUGAACAUUGGUGCAACCAUCCCAUUGCCCCAGCUUCUCGUCGUCGGAGAUCAGUCGUCUGGGAAAAGUUCUGUGCUGGAAAGCCUUACAGGGUUCUCUUUCCCUCGCGCUCCUGGUCUCUGCACUCGCUAUGCGACUCAGAUUACAUGCUGUCGCGAGCCAGAAACGUCUAUCCGCAUCUCUAUCAUUCCUCGCCCCGGCGCAGAUGAAAUCCUCAGGGCUAAGCUUCUUGAAUUCAAGCGCCAAAUGUCGGGCAUGGAUGGCAAUGACUUUGCCCAGGUCUUCAAAGACGUUUGUGAUCUCUACAUUGCUCUCAUAUUGCCCACGCUGAUGAUACCGUUUCAGGCUAACGUUACGAUGGGCAUUCGAAUGGAUGCAACUCAGGAAAAUACUGGGCUUGCUGCGUUCAGUGAAGACAUCCUCAAGAUCGAGAUCAGUGGCCCUGACCAAGAGCAUCUAACGGUGAUUGAUGUCCCGGGAAUUUUCCGGGUUCCCACGCCAGGACUCACCGCAGAAAGCGAUAUUGUGCUCGUCGAGAGCAUGGUGAAGUCGUACAUGGCAAACAGUCGAACUAUCAUACUUGCAGUCAUAUCAUGCAGCGUUGACAUCGCUACUCAGGAGAUUCUCAAGCUUGCCGAAGUUGCUGAUCCUGACGGUGUGCGAACAAUGGGGGUUCUUACAAAGCCGGAUCUCGUUACCGAAAUAGUUACCCAAGGUGUGAUUAUUGACCUGGUUCUCGGAAAGCGCAGUACCCUCAAACUUGGAUACUACAUUGUCAAGAAUCGUAGCGCAGACGACAAUAUCUCCUCACUUUCCGAGCGUGCCGCUGCCGAAAAGGCGUUUUUCAUGGCACCUACUUGGUUGCCGAUCAGGGACCGCUGCGGCACAACGUCUCUCAAGCUCAGGCUCCGAGAACUACUUUUCCAAAUUUCGAAGCAAGAAAUUCCCCAUGUGAAGUUGGACAUCGAGCAGCGUUUGCGUCAGAGCAGGGCAGAUCUAGAAGCAAUGGGGCCUUCCCGAUCCGACCCGAGUUCGCAGAGGAUGUAUCUGGGUAAGCUGGCCUCCAGGUUCUUGGCCGUCACUCAGUCUGCUUUGAACGGUUACUACGCCGGCGAUAAGAUAUUUGGCAGGCUGCCUCAACUAAAACUUAUAACGAAGAUUAUGAAGCUCAAUGAGGUCUUCUCAAACAUUUUCUGGAAACGCGGUCACAAGCAGCAUUUCGGGCCUACGUGGGAUGACGAGGGUGAGAAUUCAUUUGGACGCACCAUCGAUCAGCUUCCCUUUGAGAUCGACCUCGCCAGAUACCCCGAGCUCGAAGGUGUAAUCCGUACGGAUGGCUAUCAAUGCCCCAAGCCCUUGAAGGGUCCCAUCAUGAGUCACAUCGAGGAGGUCUUUGAGUCAAGCCGUGGACCUGAACUUGGAACAUUCGGCGGAACGAUUCUUGCUACGGUCUUUGAAGAGCAAUCGGAGAAGUGGGAGCAACUCGUGAUGUCUCAUGCGAGCAAUGCCAUUGCCCUGGUCCACGAUUACAUUUUCCAGCUCCUUACUGAAUUGUGCCCAGAAAAGCAGGUAAGGGACAAUCUAUGGGAUGCUAUUUUACUUGAAAGGCUGGUGGACUCGUACCAGCGGGCGAUGAGCCACUCGCGGUUCCUUCUAGAUAUCGAGAGGGGAGGUAUGCCGAACACUUUCAACCAUUACUUCAAUGCAAACCUUCAGAAGAAGCGGUGCGAGCGCAUGACCAAAACUUUCAGCGCUAUGGCUGUACACUCACCCUGGAAUGAUGAGAAGGAGCGAUAUGUGCCUAUGAGUAAAGUUGGUCAGCAUGCUGUUGACAAGGAUAACGGGCAGCAAGUGUGUGAGGAUAUCCUCGACACACUAACGAGCUAUUACAAGGUAUCACGCAAGCGCUUCGUCGACGUCAUUUGUCAGCAAGUAAUUUUUCACCUUCUGCUCGAAGGGAGCAACAGUCCGCUGAAAGUUUUUGACUCGGAGCUGGUCAUGAAUCUCAACCACGACAAACUGGAGCAGAUCGCGGGGGAAGACGCGGAAUCGAAACAUCAGCGGCAGGCCCUAAAAAAGGAGGUGAAAAGCUUCGAGGAGGCUUUGAAGAUUUUGCGAUCUUGA